Molecule: messenger RNA, 633 nt
Organism: Trichophyton benhamiae CBS 112371
Lineage: Eukaryota; Fungi; Ascomycota; Eurotiomycetes; Onygenales; Arthrodermataceae
Exons: 1
Coding region: 1-633 (210 amino acids)
Source: RefSeq, a predicted model, not a curated record
AUGGAUAAUGGCCAUUUUCUCGAUGAUAUCCUUGGCCUCGAAGACGAGUUUUACGCAGAAGGCUACCGGCUAGGGACGCUUGACGGGACAAAGGCGGGCUUCAACGAAGGCAGCGUCUUCGCCGUCGAAAAGGGCUUUGAAAAGUUCCAAGCCAUAGGGAAGCUCUACGGGAAAGGGAUAAUAUGGGCGAAGCGGUUACCAAACCAGCCGGAAAUUGUGAAAAGCAGCACCGUCCAGCCGCCUCAUACGAGCAGCGAUGAGACCCGGGACAGUGUGUUGUUGAGUGGUGAUGCUAAGUUGGGUGAGCUGGAGGCACGCCCUAUACCAGCGCAGGAUCUGCCGGCCCUUCCCAGCAACCCACGACUAGAGAAACACAUCGCGACUUUCCUUUCGCUGGUGAACCCCCUCACAUUAUCUAUGGAGAACAAUGAAGAAGCUGUGGCCGACUUUGACAAUCGAUUGAAAAGGGCUGCGGCGAAAGCGAGGAUCAUCGAGAGGAUGCUCGGCGAACCAAGCGAGCAUACCGCUGAGCGCUCUGCGGGAGCCAGCAACAUCGAAGAUAUCAACUCACUGCCAGCUCAUCUCACUAGUAGCCAGCAAACUCGAAACUGCGCCCCCGUGGUUCAGCUUUGA